AUGGAAGGGGAACCGAGGGAAAUGAAGCCAGGGUACUACACAGUCGAGUUAAAUAGAACAAUUUGGGCAGUGCCAGUCUAUUAUCAAAAUCUGACACCUGUUGGGACUGGAGCGUACGGAACUGUGUGUGCUGCGGAAUGCCUACGAACGAAUACUCGUGUGGCCAUCAAGAAGUUCAGUCGGCCAUUUCAAUCAGUUAUUCAUGCAAGAAGGACGUACAGAGAACUAAGGCUUUUACGCAGCAUGGAUCAUGAGAAUGUCAUCGACAUGUUGGAUGUAUUCACCCCAGAUGCGACUUGUGAGCAGCUCACAGAUGUUUAUUUUGUUUCUAUGCUGAUGGGUGCUGAUUUGUCGAAUAUUCUGAAAAUCCAGCGGCUGAAUGAUGAUCACAUUCAAUUUCUUAUUUAUCAAACAUUACGAGGUUUAAAGUAUAUUCACUCGGCCGGUAUCAUUCAUCGUGAUUUAAAACCGUCAAACAUAGCUGUUAAUGAGGAUUGCGAGCUAAGGAUUCUGGAUUUUGGCCUUGCUCGGCAAACCGACAACGAAAUGACAGGUUAUGUGGCGACUCGGUGGUAUCGUGCUCCAGAAAUUAUGUUGAAUUGGAUGCACUACACACAAACAGUCGAUAUCUGGUCUGUCGGCUGCAUCCUAGCCGAGCUUAUCACUGGCAGAACCCUUUUUCCAGGAUCUGAUCAUAUCGACCAACUGACCCGAAUUAUGAACGUUGUUGGUACUCCGAAUGAAGAGUUCCUUGCUAAAAUUCAAUCUGAAGAAGCCAGGAACUAUAUAAGGAAUCUUCCGAAGAUGCCCCGAAAGGACUUUAAGAGACUCUUUGCAACAGCUAGUCCUGCAGCUAUUGACCUGUUAGAGAAAAUGCUUCAACUGGAUCCAGAUUACAGGUCUGCUGAAGCAAUGGAGCACGAGUACCUUGCCGCUUACCAUGACGAAACAGACGAACCGAUCUCUGAGGAGCUGGAUUUAGACGAGGGAGUAGAGUCGACAAAUAUCGAUGAGUGGCGACGGUUGAUAUGGAAUGAAAUCGAAGACUUCGCAGUGAGCCUUUUUUUUCUUCUUAAAAACUUUCAUUAG
Messenger RNA from Angiostrongylus costaricensis, 1089 nucleotides. The record is from the annotation of a GenBank genome assembly. NCBI's taxonomy places the organism in Eukaryota, Metazoa, Nematoda, Chromadorea, Rhabditida, Metastrongylidae.